AUGUAUUAUGCACAUGUCCUAUCUCUGUCACUAUAAAGAACCCUGCCCACUCCUCCUUUAUUACUUCUUCUACAUUUCCAUUUCCAUGACUAAUAUUGUUUGUCAUCAUCAUUAUCUCCUCCUAUUCAAACAACGCCUACCCAACACUCCCUGUUCAUUUCUUUUUCUUCUCUUUUUAAUUUUUUAUUAAAAGAAAUUUUCUUGGUUCUUCUUAUUACUCUCUUCAUCUUCAAAAUACUUAGAAAUAUCUCUGUUCCACUUUCUCUUUAGCUAACCACAAAAAUAUCUUACCCUUUUGGGAGGAAGAGGGAGAGAGAGAGAGAAAGAGAGAGUUUGUGUUGUAAAUUCCACAAAUUUAGGGAAAGAAAUAGAAUGGCAGAAGAGGAGAUGAGUUUGAGUGAGGUAACUGGUCCAUUUCGUCAGGUUCUUUUUAUCUCAGCUGGUGCUAGCCAUUCUGUUGCUCUUCUCUCUGGAAAUGUUGUUUGCUCUUGGGGACGAGGAGAGGAUGGGCAGUUAGGCCAUGGGGAUGCGGGGGAUAGGCUUUCUCCAACACAGUUGAGUGCCUUAGAUGGACAUGAAAUAAUAUCUGUUAUUUGUGGAGCUGAUCAUACAACUGCAUAUUCAUUGUCACGUGCUGAAGUUUAUAGUUGGGGAUGGGGUGACUUCGGAAGACUUGGUCAUGGAAAUUCUAGUGACGUGUUCACUCCUCAACCGAUAAAAGCAUUACAUGGUCUGAGGAUAAAACAAAUUGCUUGUGGAGACAGCCAUUGUUUAGCUGUGACAAUGGAAGGAGAGGUACAAAGUUGGGGAAGGAAUCAAAAUGGUCAACUUGGUCUUGGAACCACUGAAGACUCUCUUGUACCUCAAAAGAUUCAAGCCUUUCAGGGUGUUUCUAUCAAAAUGGUUGCUGCUGGUGCUGAGCAUACUGCAGCUGUUUCAGAAGAUGGUGCCCUCUAUGGAUGGGGCUGGGGACGAUAUGGAAACUUGGGCUUAGGUGACAGAAAUGAUCGCUUUGUUCCUGAGAAGGUUUCUACUCUCAAUGUAUGUCACAGUGCUCCUAUUUGUAUGGCCUCUUUCUUUACUUAAGUAACAUUUAUAAGA
Molecule: messenger RNA, 1101 nt
Organism: Theobroma umbraticum
Lineage: Eukaryota; Viridiplantae; Streptophyta; Magnoliopsida; Malvales; Malvaceae
Gene: UVR8
Product: Regulator of chromosome condensation (RCC1) family protein
Source: RefSeq, a predicted model, not a curated record